This is a messenger RNA of Camellia sinensis, 1839 nucleotides long. The record is from RefSeq and is a predicted model, not a curated record. Lineage: Eukaryota; Viridiplantae; Streptophyta; Magnoliopsida; Ericales; Theaceae.
AAACAAAAAUAAAUGGACAAUACGUAUUUGAUUGUUGCAGUGUUAGUGACCUCAAUCUUCUUGUUGUCUUCCUCCACCAUAUUUCUCUACAGGAAGAGAAGGAGUUGUAGAAGAUCGCCAGUCCCACUUCCAUUAGGCACUCUUGGAUGGCCUUUUCUCGGCGAAACCAUCUCCUUCGUCUCCUGUGCUUACUCAGACCACCCUGAGACCUUCAUGGACCAACGUCGCCACAUGUAUGGGAAGGUGUUCAAGUCACAUUUAUUUGGAAGUCCUACAAUUGUGUCCACAGAUGCAGAAGUGAGUAGAUUUGUUUUGCAAAGUGAUAGCAAGGCUUUUGUGCCUUCUUACCCCAAAUCUCUCACAGAGUUGAUGGGUAAAUCUUCUAUAUUGCUCAUCACUGGAAGCUUGCAAAGGAGAAUUCAUGGCCUCAUAGGGUCUUUCUUCAAAUCCUCACAUCUCAAAGCUCAGAUCACCCAAGACAUGCACAAGUAUCUCCAACAAUCUAUGGAGAAUUGGAGAGAUGAUCACCCCAUAUACAUCCAAGAUGAAGCAAAAAAUAUUGCUUUUCAAGUACUAGUGAAGGCAUUGGUUAGCAUGGAUUCAGGUGAUGACACGGAGUUUCUAAAAAAACAAUUUCAAGAAUUCAUGGCUGGUCUCAUGUCUUUACCAAUUAACAUACCUGGAAGUAGACUCCACAGGUCAUUACAGGCAAAGAAGAAAAUGGUUGAAUUAGUACAUAAAAUCAUCGAAGCAAAAAGGAAGAAUAGAGGCAGAUCAGAAGUUGCAAAAGGAAAAUCUGCUGGUGAAGAUGGAGAUGAAGCAACAACAAUAGCAGGAGAUGGAAAUGGAGAUGGAGAUGGAGAUGGAGAUGGAGGUAGAGGUGGAGAAGGAGAAAAUAUAGGUGGAGAUGGACCACCAGAAACAACAAUAAAUGGAGUAGCAGCACUUUUAACAGCAGCAGGAGAUGGAAGUUGGGGAUUGCUCGAAGGAGUCCUUGAAAUGUUUUUUACGUUCCCCGCUCCUUUUGUUACGUCAAAAAAAAAAAGGCGCAAAGAUGAGCUCAGAGAGCCACUGUGUUGGACUGAUUAUUUAUCUCUUCCAUUCACCCAAACCGUGAUUACAGAAACUCUGAGGAUGGGAAACGUAAUCGUAGGAGUGAUGAGAAAGGCGAUGAAAGAUGUGGAGAUAAAAGGGUAUCUGAUUCCCAAGGGAUGGUGUGUUUUCACGUAUUUUAGGUCAAUUCAUCUCGAUCAAAAUCUCUAUGACUCCCCUUAUCAGUUCAAUCCAUGGAGGUGGCAAAACAGAGAAAUGAUGAGCAAUUAUAGUAGCAUAUUCACUCCAUUUGGAGGAGGACAAAGGCUGUGUCCUGGGAUUGACUUGGCCAGGCUUGAAGCUUCCAUCUUCCUCCACCACUUUGUUACUCAAUUCAGAUGGGUAGCUGAGGCUGAUUCAAUUGUCAACUUCCCUACUGUAAGAAUGAAGAAGAGGAUGCCAGUGUGGGUCAAAAGGAGAAUAUAAAAACUUCAUUUGAGCUGAUGAUAAUUUUAGCUUUUCCGAAAGGAACUUUUCUAGGGUGGGCUUCCAUUAUUCCAUACAAAUCAAGACAAAACAUCAAAUACAUACACCAACGUGAAAAAGCAGGCAGACAGACUAAAAGCAAAAGGACUUCUGAGUUGGCUGCAAUGCACACGUGUGGUGGGGGCCACGCAAUGUUGACAUAUUUGUCCUGUUUCUUAGGUAUAGCUGUUGCACAUGUAAAGACUAUAUAUACAGAUAGACAAUGGUAAAUUACACGAACCAAGAUCCCUGCUUACAUUUCUCCCUUAUAUUUAUUUCUUC